AUGGCAUCCAACCGCAGCAUGCUAGAUCGCCUAAACUGCAGGCAGGUGCUGAGUAUCAUGGUGAUCCUGGGCUUCAUGCUGAACUACAUGCUGCGCGUGAAUCUCACGAUAGCGAUCGUCUCGAUGGUGACGGCGAGCAACAGCAGCCUGUCGUCGCAUGCCAACGAGUCGGCGUUGGUGGACGAGUGCGGCGCCCGGGCGACGGUGACGAGCGACGUCAGCCCGAUCGGCGACACCAGAGGCCCGCCGCAGAUCGACGUCGACGCUGCCGCUAAUAGAGUCAACGAGGCGAACAGCACUGCGCUCCUAUCAGCGUUUCCACAGCGAUAUCGGGAAGAACGACCUCAGAUCAAGUACCCGUGGAACGAGUACGAGGUGAACUUGAUUCUCGGCAGCUUCUUCUGGGGUUACAUCUGCACGGAGCUGCCGGGCGGCCGGCUCGCGGAAAUUAUCGGCACCAAACGAGUCUUCGGCUACAGCAUGCUGAUAUCGAGCUUCAUCACCCUGCUGACGCCGUUGGCUGCUACGCUCGGCUACGAGGUGGUCGCGGCGCUGAGAGUCGUACUCGGAUUUAUGCUGGGUGCCACCUGGCCUGCGAUCCAGCCGAUGACUGCUCGAUGGAUUCCACCGAUGGAGCGUAGCAAGUUCGUCUCUAACAUGAUGGCCUCGUCGCUCGGCGCCGCGAUAACCAUGCCGAUAUGCGGCUACCUCAUCGCCUCGCUCGGUUGGGAGUCGGUCUUCUACGUGACCGGCGCGAUUGGCAUUAUAUGGAGCGUGGCAUGGUUCUUGCUGGUGUUCGACUCGCCGUCGCAGCAUCCGCGCAUCAGCCACGAGGAGCGGUGCUAUAUCGAGGACUCCAUCGGGACCACCGCCACCACUAAGCAUCUGCCAGUACCAUGGCGCUCCGUCCUCACCUCGGGACCCGUCUGGGCAAUCGUCGUGACGCACGCGUGUAGCGUCUUUGGUUACUUCACCGUGGUCAAUCAGCUGCCUACUUACAUGAAGUACAUCUUACACUUCAACAUCAAGGAGAAUGGCCUGCUGUCCUCGCUGCCGUAUCUCGGCAAAUACAUCUUCGCAGUGUCCAUGUCCGCCUUGGCCGACUACUUGCGGCGCACCAACAAGCUGUCCGUCACGGCAAUACGGAAACUGUUCACUACGUUCGCUGUGCUGAUACCUAGUAUCCUCAUGGUGUUCCAAGCGUAUUACGGUUGCGAUCGCACAGCUUCGGUCGCCAUCUUCACCGUCGCCCUGACGAUCAACGGCGGCGUGACGGCCGGCUACUUGGGCAACGGUCUCGACAUCGCGCCCAACUUCUCGGGAACCAUAUUCGGCAUCGCCAACACCUUCAGUUCAUUGGGCGGCUUCAUCAGCAGCUUCAUGAUCGGCACCAUCACGUACCAGAACCAGACCUACACACAGUGGACCAUCGUGUUCUGGACCUUGGCGGCCAUGUAUUGCAUCGGCGCAAUCGUCUUCGUGACUUUCGGCACCGGCGAGCUCCAGAAGUGGAAUAACCCGGUGAAGAACGUGACGAAGAACGGCAUCGCCAUCGAGGACAGCAGCAACUUCGUCGAGUCGCUGCCGCUCAAAAACAAGAAGACGAUUUCGUAGCGGCGCAUGCGUCCAAGUCGAUGGAGAGAGGUUGCGAGAGGUGGAUGCGCGCGACGAUGACGACGAUGACGAGGACUUCGACCGUUGUCCCGAUUCGCGCAACUCGCGACCGACGCGAUGUAUAUUCCAGACGGGACAGUAUUCGUUUUUAUUCUCCGCGACAUUCACAAGGCGGUCGGUAAACGCUUAAAGACCCUUCAACUUGGUGGUAGCCAACGUGAGAUAGUAGCCGAGUCGGCUGUUUCUCACUGCCUAGGUAGGUUCGCGCUUAGAGAAUCAGAAGGACGCGUCUUUCACUUCCUUACGAGGUGGAUGGUAAUUUAUUGUCGCGAUUAUUCGCCGUUUUGUACACUUAGUCGCACGAGAAUCCGAAAGAAGAAAUUAUACCGAUGAGCCACAGCCUUUGAUCUUUUUUUUUUAUAAUUUUUAUUAUUACGUUAGGUUCGCUUAUCUUUAGUUCCGCCAAGUCCAGGGUUGGAUGAUGUGGGAUGAUUCAAAGUACGUAUUUACUCACUUUUUAUCAAACCGAUAUGUUGUAACAAGUGCGAUUACCAAAGAGAACGAGAGUGACGGCGGUUUAGCUUAGACUAAGCGUUUACACGACAUCAUCUGUUGAUACGAAUUUAUAAAUAAAUGUGCGAUUUUUAACAAAAGUGCUUAAUCAGAGAAACCACAGCUCACGCUUGGGAGAGCUGUAUCAUCUGGAACCGUCUGUACUCGUAUAUUCAAUCACUGAUGAUCAGUGGAACUUUUAUCACCGCCUGCCGCGCACCAGUUUUUAAAUUUUUUGACAAAUUGUCUUCAGUCUGUCCUGUUGGAAUUUUCAUUUCUCGAUGAUGUAAUUCGUCGUUAGAUCGGGGCGACUUACGUGAUAAAUAG
Molecule: messenger RNA, 2493 nt
Organism: Harpegnathos saltator (Jerdon's jumping ant)
Lineage: Eukaryota; Metazoa; Arthropoda; Insecta; Hymenoptera; Formicidae
Product: sialin
Exons: 8
Coding region: 1-1614 (537 amino acids)
Biological process (GO): transmembrane transport; monoatomic anion transport
Cellular component (GO): membrane
Molecular function (GO): transmembrane transporter activity
Source: RefSeq, a predicted model, not a curated record